Exophiala aquamarina CBS 119918 is the source of this 5649-nucleotide messenger RNA. RefSeq lists its product as uncharacterized. Gene Ontology annotation, biological process: COPII vesicle coat assembly; Golgi organization; autophagy. Lineage: Eukaryota; Fungi; Ascomycota; Eurotiomycetes; Chaetothyriales; Herpotrichiellaceae. The transcript has a single exon. Gene Ontology annotation, cellular component: ER to Golgi transport vesicle membrane; endoplasmic reticulum exit site. Bases 1 to 5649 code for a protein of 1882 amino acids. The record is from RefSeq and is a predicted model, not a curated record.
AUGGCUGCUACUUUUGAUACUUCUUACAAUUACCAGACCCCUGUAAUUUCUCCUCCUCAACAGGCCGGUCACUGGUUCCCGGCCUGGAGACCAGACGUCCUCGAUGAUCCAUCCGACGCACGCACCAUUGACCAGCCCAUGGAUGCUGCUGUAAAUGGCGAAACCUCUACAAGCAUACACACGCGAGACUCGCUACUAAAGGCUGUGAAAAAGCCGACCGAACCGCAACUUUCGUCCGAAAGUGGCAUCUUUUCUCCAGAGCAGGAAGCAACCCCGUCGUGGAAUUCGCACCUUUCACCCACUACCGGACUGGGAGAUGAAUUGCUCGACGACGACGACGACGAGCGACUUGAUCCUGCAUGGGGUAUAAAACGAACGGACUCGGCCCAAAUCCUCCAGACGGUGGCACGGUCAACCACUUUCCCCGAUUUUGGAUUGCCAACACCCACCACCUCCGCCUCGCCUAGCAUUUUCCCGGCUGCGUUGGCGAACCCGCAAAAUGAAGCCGAAGAAACAGACGUGCCCUCCACCUCACGACAAGGGGACGUACCAAUACCGGAGCCCAUCCAGUCGUCUUGGUCGCAUGAUCAGCAGGACUCUGUCCAAGAACCGUUCCCGUGGACGAGCUCCGAACACUCUAAUUUAGAGGACGAGCUGAAUCAGCGCUUCGACGAAGGAGUCCCCUUGAUUCAGGCACAUAGCUUGGAAGAAUACCCAGUAGAACCAGCACCAGAACCUCCUUGGAGCUCCAUAGCCGCGCAAGACCAAGAAGAGGCUGGCUUCUUUACCAACCUGGAUAACUCUACUUCCGGGGCAAAGUUGCCCCGGCCGCUGAACAGGAAAUCAACCGCUCAAGUGCUGGAUUCGCUGGAGUUUGAAAAGCCGGAGAAAACAGAUUCUCCGGCUAUAAUGGAGCAAAAUGAGUCUUCCUUCUUUGAUGAGCUCAGCAACAACCCAGCUGAUGCAAGCACUGAUUCUGGACCCCACCUCGUGGAGGAUGUCGAUGCUCUGUGGAAAGCUGCCCUCGAGGAUGAUGAGUUUCUCAUUGAAGAUGCUGAUGAUCUUCUACCUGAUUCCGAGCCAGGGUCCCCUUCGUCAUUUAUUGCUUCGCUACAGCGUGAUAGUUUGGCUACAGUGCCAGAGAACCAGUCCAUGCCAUCGAGUGCUCAGCAAGCCCAACAAUCCUCGCCUCGCGGACAAACUUCGUUUACUCCAUACGCACCACAUCAACCUACGGUUUCGGACAUGCUGCAACUCUCGCCUGGUUCGACAACGCACAACAGCAUUGGUCUGAAUCGUCCUGGCCUUCCCCAACACACACUUUUCGGUGCUCAAAAUCAACCAAGACCAGCCGCACCACAGCAGAUGAAGAGUUUUGUUGACCAGGCCAAAGAUGGUUACAAGUCGCCAUACGACCUUCCAAUGGACAUCACGAAGUCAAGAAAACGAGCAGCUGCUCCACAACCUGUUCAGCCUACCAAGACACUUCCUCCACCCCGAAGCAGUAGUUUGUCUGAAAAACCUCUUCGGUCCCCGUUUAAUCCACCUCGUCAAAAUUCAUCCACGAAUCCCACAUCAGCGUCAUCGUCAGCGGCACCAGUACCCCCUCGAAGUGUUUCAGCCUUCAGUCCCGCAGCUGGGCUACCCGCCACACAUAAAGCGAGCGGAUCGGCAAGUUUUUUUGAGGAGCUGCCAGCUGUCUCGAGACCGCGGCCUGCAAGUACCCAUGGCCGCUACACGCCUCAACAAAUGGUCUCGUCACCCCCGCAGCUUCCUCCGAGCCCACCAUACAACAGUACUACUAUCCAGGAGCCACUGCGUGUAUCAGAUCCUUAUGCCCAAUUCCAGCUACAACCGCCCGAACGUCUAGAUCCUUACGCUCAUGUUGCUCUACAACCCCCUGUGCCUGCACCUUCCAUCUCGAAUGCUCGCUAUUCACCCGCCCCAGUUACAAAUCAGAGCGGCGCAAGGUCAGGUCCUUCCCCUCGGUACUCCCCGGCACCUCCACCUCAACCUAUCUCGGCGAAUCAAGGCAAUAAGUAUGCUUCACAACCGGCUCCUGCUUCGCAGCCGGCUCCUGCUACACAAAUGCAGGCUGCACCGUCGCCAUUGAGUAGAUAUGUCUCUCAGCCACCCCCAAGUUCUUUACCGCCUUCCAACAUUCUUCCUUUUCAGCCUCGUACCUCGAGUCCUUUGGCAGUUCACAAAAGGUCCACAGAUGAGACAGCAGCAGCCAUAAUUGGCUCCGUUGCGCCCACCGCGAGACCUGGACCUGCCCCUCGACAAGCUUCUCACAACGUCAAUUUUGAUGCUCAAGCGGGUGUGAGACCAGAAGGUAUCAGUAUUCCAUCUUCUUCCCCAUUGACUUCCCCGGCAAAGAGACAAGUCGUCGAGAAUCUCCCACCUCCCCGCAGGUCACAAACCCAAUCUCCGUCGAAACAGCGGCCACAACCGUCGUUCUCAAACUUGGUCAGCGAUUUUCCAAAUCGCCCCGCUUCAGCUUAUGGCCAGUCUUCGCCUAGCAAGUCUUUUGCACAGAUGGAUUCUCUUCCACCAACUAGGCCAAAGGCCCUUACCAAGGCCUCAGCACCAGAAUUAGAUUUUGUACUGCCCGCCGAUGACACCCAGUUCGACCCGUUAGAACGUUGGAAAGGCGCACCCCUGAUAACUUUUGGUUUCGCUGGCACUCUAGUGACCUCAUUUCCAAGACACACUCCAAGGUAUACAGCUGGAUCUACAAAGCCUCAAAUCAAAUCGUCCUCAGGGGAGAUGGCUAUUCGCCAAUUGAAAGAUUUUGUUCCUCAGAAUGAGCUUGUCAACAGCUUCCCGGGGCCAUUGCGAUCGAAGGCAAAGAAAAAGGAAGUCCUUUCCUGGAUGGUCGCCUACAUUUCUGGAUUAGAGUCUUCUUUGCCUGAAGUUGUCCCACAGCAAUCGCUCACAGAUUCACGCAGGCGCCACCACGAGAAGAUUCUUCUUUGGAAAAUUGUUCGCGCACUUGUAGAAAACGACGGUAUGCUAGAAGGCCCCGCUCUCAAGGCAGUGAACAUCAUUUUGUCCCCCGAAGUUCACGCAUUGGACGACACGACUGCAAGCCGGUAUCGGGUUGAUGAGCAACUCACCGGGAUAUAUCGUCCAGCAGGCGCCACCGCACGCACAGAUUCCAUGGACCCUCUUGCUGUAGAAAUUCUACGAAAGCACCUAGUUGGUGGCGAUCGACAAGCAGCAGUUACUCAUGCUAUGGAUAGUCGACUGUGGUCACAUGCCUUGAUCAUAUCCUCAACAAUGGAUCGUUCUAUGUGGAGCCAGGUGGUCCGGGAGUUCGUUCGACAGGAAGUGAAAACAAUCGGAAACAACGCGGAGUCCUUGUCUGCUCUGUAUGAAAUCUUUGGGGGCAAUCUUGAGGAAAGUAUGGAUGAGCUUGUCCCGCCAUCAGCUCGUGCUGGACUGCAAAUGGUGAGCAGGGCGGACACCUUGGGCCCCGCCAAAAACGCCUUGGAUGGAUUAAACCAUUGGAAAGAGACCUUGAGCCUCAUUCUCAACAACAGGGCACCUGGCGACUACCAAGCCCUGGCAGUCCUUGGUAAGCUACUUGAAGACUAUCAGCGAAUUGAGGCAGCACAUAUCUGUUAUCUCUUUUCGAGGUGCCCUACCAACACAGUCAUCAUGGGUGGCAUCGAUGAUGACCAAGCCCCUAUCGUAUUGCUAGGUGCCGACCACAGGGCUCACCGGACUGACUUUACUCGGAACCAAGAAGCAGUCAUUUUGACUGAAGUCUAUGAAUUUGCCACCAAUGUACUCAGCGCAGGAUCUGUUCCUGCAACAUUGCCACAUCUGUCCGUAUUUAAACUCCAGAAAGCUGGUGUUCUGGCCGAGAAUGGAAUGAAAGCAGAGGCUCAAGCGUAUUGUGAGGCAAUAGCCUCGACACUCAAAUCUAGCACCAAGCUAUCACCCUACUAUCAUCCAUUAUUCCUGGGACAAUUGGACGAUUUGUCUGCGCGACUCAAACAGACUCCUAUACAAAGCUCAUCGUCUUGGAUUGGGAAGCCAAGCCUCGAAAAGGUGUCUGGAUCCGUAUGGAACAAGUUCACGACUUUCGUUGCAGGUGAUGACAGUGACGCCGAAUCAAAAGGAUCUACAAAAGAUGCGACUGAGGCAGGCCCAUUUGCCAAUGUAUCGGGUACUCCAUCUUUGAGCAGAAACGGCUCUCAGUCUGACCUGUAUGGCUCGUACCCAUUAGCAUCACCUCCAGCUGUAUCCAACACAAUCGCAGGAUCGAGAUACGCACCAAAUGGGCUUAACUCUGCACGAUCCUCUUCAGAAUUGACCCGAGGUCGGCCAUCCCUAGAUUCACAAAGAUCGCCUCCUUCAACCUCACAUGCACCAACUAGCCGACAAUAUGAGCCUGUAAAUAUGCUACACCAAACCCAAAUAGCUCAGCCUUUAACUCCUUAUCACGCGCUUGCCGCAGCUUCUCCGCCUACCAGUUAUCCUCAGAGUCCGCCACGGUCGUCUUAUCUGCCAAAUAAUAUAAGCCAGCCCCUCCAGGACACAACUCCUCUAGUACAUCACGAACCUUAUGCGACAACCCCACCAGCUGAGGAUGUCAUCUCCCACGUUUAUAGGUACACACCACAGCUACAAUCUGGUCACGAGCAUUCGCAAAGAGACCAGAUUCAUUACGGAGAGUAUAAGCAUUCAGAUCAACAAAUUUCACUAACGCAAGACGAAACAGCCAAUGCAGGCUAUGAAGCCCCAGCACAAUCCUACGGCUAUGUACCUCCUGCUGAGAAUGGGUAUGUGCCCUAUGUCCCGGAGCCCGAUUCACCAGAAGAGUCAAAGUCCAAGAAAAAGUCCUUCAUGAAUGACGAAGACGAUGAUUUUCCACGGGCAUCAUUCCGGCCUACACCACCAGACCCGCAGGUAUCCCCAGACGAAGAUACUGCUGCACGCAAGCGUGCCAAUGACGAUGCUGCCGAUGCUGCCUUCCGCGCUGCCGCUGAAGCAGACGCAGCUCGCGAGAAAGAAAAGACCCAAGCAAAGCGAUCGUCCUCAUGGUUUGGAGGCUGGCUGGGCGGCAAGAAGGCUCCCGAAGGCCUUGAUUCAGGUUCAAGUAAAGGAGCCGAAGCCAAAGUGUAUAGAGCAAAUUUGGGAGAGUCAAAGAUGAAGCUAUACUAUGACAAGGACCUUGGCAAGUGGGUGAACCCGGACAAUCCGGACGCAGGGCAGAAGACGGCAACACCUCCGCCUCCAAGAAUGGGCGGUACACCCGCUCCUCCCAGUGGUCCUCCCAAAGGUUCGGGGCUUGGACAUGUCACUAGUUCCAGUUUGCCAAAUGUGAACAUGCCGCCACCAUCUUUACCAGGUAGCAGGGUAGGUACUCCUGCCAAUGGACCCGCAUUGGGACUCCCACUCGCCCCUGGAUCAGCUGGUCUUUCUGGACCACCGAGUGCUGCCAGUACGCCUCCUCUUGGGGUCGCACCAACAUCCAAUCCCGGUCUUGUGCCGCCACCUAGGCCAGGAUCGCGUCCAGGGACUGCAAUGAGUAAUGCUAGCAGUAUCGAUGAUCUCAUUGGGCCAGCAGGGGCGCGAAAGAGCACCAAAGGAGCGAAAAAAGCAAAGGGUCGUUAUGUUGAUGUCAUGGCCAAAUGA